This is a messenger RNA of Morone saxatilis (striped sea-bass), 4779 nucleotides long. It is a transcript of the gene fbrsl1, whose product is annotated as fibrosin-like 1. The record is from RefSeq and is a predicted model, not a curated record. NCBI's taxonomy places the organism in Eukaryota, Metazoa, Chordata, Actinopteri, Moronidae.
CACAGCGCUAUCUUCACGUUAUAGCGCAGCCUACGAUCCUCAGUCCGGUGUGUGUUAUUUGUUAUUACGCGGUGCAGCGAGCGUUCAGCCGAGCACCGACUGUGGAGUUUUAUAUUUAUAUUUCUGUUGUUUUUGACACUGCGAAGCGUACACUAACAACAUGGAUGGGAAACUGAAGCAGGGUCGGAGAUGCCGAGCCAAGCGGGAUAGGGUGCGGAGGUUGCGGGAGACAGGAAGCAGAGACGCCCGCAGCCCCGACCCCAACUCCUCCUGCUCCGACAGGGAGGGACACAGUCCGGGGAGGGACGCCGCCUCCCUGCCCGGUAAAAAGGCGCCGCACCCCGCAGCCGCCGCCAGAGCUCCACGUCCCCCCCGGCGGAAGAGACGGGAGUCCAGCUCGCAGGAGGAGGAUAUCAUUGAUGGAUUUGCUAUCACCAGUUUCAUCAGCCUGGACCGUCUGGAGAAGAAGACCGGAGUUGUGAAGACACAGGAGAAGAAGGAGCGGUGGAAGGAGAAAAAGGAGGUGAAGCGGCAGAAGAAGGAAGACGAGGAGGUGGAGGAGGAAGAGGAGAAUGUCCAGCCAGUGGUGGAUCCCCUGGAGAACGGCUUCCUUCAUCACGCCCAGCGGGAGCAGGAGAGGAUGAACGAGAGGCUGCUGAAGAAGACGUACUCCAAGAAGAACAAAAUGAUUAAACCCUUAGCCCUACGUCCGGUCAAAGUCAGCGAGGACGAGACAGUGCAGGAGCUCAGCCGACCGCACAGGAGCAACUCCAAGGAGCAGCUUAGCGAGAGUUCCACUCACUCGCUGUCAGGCCGUGGCUACUCGGUGCAGCCAGCAGCAGUGGCCCUCCUCAAGUGUGACAGCGAGAGUGACAUUGACGACAAGGUGUCUGAUGUAGGAUCAGAGAAGCUCUUUUCCCCUACCACACCCAAAGGUGUGCCAACGAAUGAGAGUCCAGAGUCCAAGACUUGUAGCUCAGCCAAAGUAUCAGGGCUCCAGCGCAGCCAGGAACAGAGCAACAGUGAGGUGCCCUUCACACCUCCCGUGCCUAGCCCCACCCCGGCUUCUGCGCCGACGGGCUCCCCUGCCCCCGCUGCAGCGGCAGCCCCCCUUGAGCCCCCUAGGUCACGCCUCCCCACACCGCCUCCUCUCAGUGUCAAGAAGGAGCAGCAUCCUCCACCCCCUGUCCCUACCCCUCCCCUGUUGAGGCCACCACCCCACCCCCAGCCCCACCCUCCUCACCCACACUCGCACCAGGAGCCCCGUGUUCUUCCUCCCCCACAGCACCACGCAAGGCCAGUAAUCAGCCACCACCAACACACCCACCAGCACACCUUCACGCCCUUUCCCGCCAGUCUGCCCCCGGCCGCCAUCCUCACCCCGCCCACCGCACCCCCCAUGGUGCGUACCCAAGCCAGAAAUUUCGACAAAUACACCCCCAAACUGGACAAUCCAUUCAUCAGACAUUCAAACUUCUUCCCCUCCUAUCCCCCCACCAUGCCAGGCAUGCCCCCGCUGCUCCCACACUCAGGACCCUUCAGCUCGCUGCAAGGAGCCUUCCAGCCCAAGGCAUCUAAUCCCAUCGAUGUAGCGGCACGUCCUGGAGCAGUACCUCACACACUCCUACAGAAGGAUCCACGGAUAACAGAUCCAUUCAGGACAUCUGUUAGGAAACCUGGCAAGUGGUGCGCAGUGCAUGUCCAGAUCGCAUGGCAGAUCUACCACCACCAGCAGAAAAUGAAGCAAAUGCAGCUGGAUCCUCACAAACUAGACAUGAAUGGGAAGCUGGACCUGUUCAGUCGACCCCCAGCUCCAGGAGUCUUCCCUGGGUUCCCGUACCCCCAUGACCUGGCACGACCCCUCUUCUCUUCCACAGGCUCUGGCCACCCAGCUCCCUCUCCAUACGGCCCCGCCCCCCACCCCAGCGGCUUCCUGCCUCCUAGCCAUUUGGCAGGUAAGUAUCCUUUCAGUCGCUCCAGUUCCUUUGGCGGCCUCGGCAACCUUUCAAGCAGUGCCUUCGGAGGAUUAGGCAACCCCUCGCUUGGGUCCAACAAUAUGUUUGGCACCAAGGAGGGGCCAGGAGGACUGCCCACGUUUGGCAGCCCCCACCACGACACCUGGAACAGACUUCGACGCACCCCGCCGUCUUUCCCCACUCCGCCACAGUGGCCGAAAACCGCAGACGCAGAGAGGAGCAGCUCAGCCAACAGCCAUGAGAGAGAGAGAGAAAGAGAACGGGAAAGAGAGAAAAGAGACCCGUCCAUCAGUAAAGAGGAGAAGGAUAAAGACAGGGAUUCUGUGGAUCGCAACCGCCACUCCAACCGUUCAUCUCCAGCCUCUGCACCAGUCAGCUACCAGAUCAGCAACCUGAUUCGCUCGAACAGCCAGAACUCCAGUGAUUCGGGUCGACAUCACACUGGCAGUGUAGACCGGGUCCGUGAGGCAGAGAAGGAGCUGCUGGAGCGCCACAGAGAGUCUUCCACACUGGCUGACGUGAAGGUGAAGGAGAGCCGCUCGCCUGGCAAGGAGAUGCUGGAGAGGAGAUCCUCAGAAGACUCCAUCAAACCCGCUCAACGUUCUCCUUCUCCAUACUCCAAGGGAGUGAUCAAUGAGCAGGGCAUGAAGAUGGCAGGCGGUCCCCCACCUACACUCAAGGACAGCGAGAGGAAAGAGCCCCCACCUGCUGAGCUCCUUCACAAGGUUAAAAAUGACAUGAAGAUUAAGGAGGAGAGGAAGGAGGAGCAGGAGGUCAUGGUGGUGAGUUCCGAGCCUGCCCCCCAACCGCCAGCCCAAGCUCUUCCUGCUCACAUGAGCCAACCUGCAAACCCGCAUCACCACCACCCACCUUUGUCUCAGCAGCCCCCUCUUCCCUCACCACGUGGCAGUGACAUCCCAGCACCUGGCAUGCAUGGUGUCCCCAUGACACACUCUCUGCCCAUUUCCAUGAGUGCCAUGCCCCAGAUGGGCAGCCUCAAUGUGCUAGACCGUGCUCGCAUGGCUCCUUUCAUGGGAGUGAGCCCCCUGGCAGGAAGAGAGCGCCUGCCCCACCCUGCCUUCCCUUGGGACCCAAUUAGAGAGGCCUAUCGCAGCCUGGACCUGCAGCGGCGCAUGGACUUCCAGCUCAGGGCCGAGCAAGGACAUCGUUUCCCCAGUGUGUACGAGCAGGAACGAGCCUACCGCGAGAGGGAGGCUCACGACUACUCUCACCACGAGCACCUGUUGGAGGUGCGCAGGGAGCAUGAGAGGAUGAGACAGCAGGCAGAGGAGCGAGAGCGCCUCCACCUGAGGGAGGAGCUGGACAGAGCCCGCCUCCAUCAGCUGCAUCAGUCCCCCAUGGAGGGCCAUCUACCCCACAUGCCCCCCUUUAUGCCCCACCUAGGCGGCAUGCCCUACCCUAGACUCAGCCCCUCCACAGGUCACAACGGCCCUUUGAACAGAACACCCCCCACUGCUGCACUCAGUGCACCCCCGCCCCUCGUGCCAGCCGGCAGUGCCAGGCCAGCCUCACCCAGGAGGACUACCCCCCUCACCACCCAGGACCCACGGGACUACUCCCCAUCUCGCAACCCCAAAGAGGUAGAGGCUCGGUAGCUUCUUAGAAAAGUGCACAAAGUCUUACUAGACGCACUCACUCCCCUAAUCUGAAAUCUUCUUGUGAACAAAAUGCACUGCUCUUCACCCGAGAAGAGCAAAACUCCCUAAGGGAAAGGGUAUGAUUGUACAAAGUAAAGGUGUGUAAGGCUGAUUAAGCACAUGCCAUGACUUUAUUUUUAGUGGACUGGAGGUUGAAUAAUGUCGGUAAAGAGAACACAAAUAUGUGUAUGUUUAUAUCCGACUUAAAUAUUUGAUAAUUAUUAAUAUAUUAAUCCAAUACCUUUUUUCAGCUUUGUGCGAAAAGAGAGGUCCUGAAAUGAGUUUGUACAUUUCCUAUCCUUGUUCCAUGUAUAGAUAUCAUUUCUAUGAAUUUUAUGUAUUUUGUGCAUUAGUCACAGCUUUUACAAUAUUUAUCCCAGUUGAUUGUGAGACAUAUCCAUUAUGACACACUGUAAAGACUGGAUUUUGGUUUCAACCUUCAGUAAUUUAACCUCAUGGUACCAGGAUAUCCUCAAUGAUGACAAUGUACAAUGUUACAUUACCAAUUUUUUUUGUUAAUUUGUUUUGCCUUUGAGAUAUGCAGAUAAAUAUAUAUUAUGAGGUCUUUGUUCAGUCUCUGUAAAGAAAACUGAUGUAAAUAUCUUGUUGAUAUUCCUUCGCUGCAAAAUUACUGUGUAAAUUUAUUAGUCUUUUUAACCAUUUCUAGAAAAACAAAAUUAAAUGAAACAUGGGGAGUCACUUCCCUGUUGAAUAUCAUGGCAACAGACAAGCCUGGCCAAUUGACGGGAAGUAUGACAGGAGGGUGUUGUAAGGGGGCCUAGAAGGAUCAUCUGCAAUCUAUGCAAAGCAGCACACAGCACCCUAAUGAAGAGAUCGCGUGGAGGGAGCAGACGAUACUGGUGAAACAGAGAGAAACUUGGAUUAACACAUGUUUAUAUUAUCAAUGAAAUAAUGAUGGAAUUAUUAAAAGACUUCCAAGUCACAAACUGGACCAGCCCCAGACAGAAAAGAAGGACACUUUUUAGUGGGCAGCAAAAGGACUUUCUCUGUCAACCUUGUGGUGUUGUGCAGUUGUUUUUCUUAGACUCUUGUAUACAAAACAAGUAGAGUUUUAGGCGUGCAAAAAAAUGAAAAUGAACAUUCAUGGUUUAAAAUGUACGGAAUAAAGUUUGGACCUAAUGUCA